Vitrella brassicaformis is the source of this 2938-nucleotide messenger RNA. Lineage: Eukaryota; Vitrellaceae. The record is from the annotation of a GenBank genome assembly.
AACAUACUCACCGCCACCCACACGGCACAGACACAUGCAGCUACCACUACUGCUGCUACAUCAUAGCUUCAUUUGUUCAUCUGAGGUCAGUGUGUCUGCGCGGCGACGACUCGCGCGAGUCGCUGGCAAACUGCGUCUUGAUGUGACGCAACACCUGGGCAGUGCACGAAGGACAGACAAAACGCACACAAACAGAUCAGCUCACUGCACCACACCACACCACACCACAUCACACACACAGGCUGACCAGUGGCUGCACAAAGGCCAUGGAGAUCUGCUUCAGCUGGAGAGACACAGGAAAGCAGACCAGACAGACAGAGGGAUGCACACAGGCGAGUUGAUGUGCUCACGGCAGGUUGGGGGGGCUCGGCUGGUCUGCGCGGGGGCGCCACGCGGAAAAGGUCGGUACCCGAGAGCAGCACGUUGCAGGCCGCACGCCACUCACGCAGCUCCCGCAUUAUCCUGACACACGCCACAGACAUUCUUGUUGGUGCCAACGUGUUGCCUGUGUGUGUCUCUCGUCUGCCGUACUGAUUGAGUGCCGUCUUGAAGCGCUGGUGGGCGUCCCGCCACCUGCACAGAGAGAGAGAGUGUGUGUGUGCGCGCCCACAACACCAACACACAUGCCAGAGAUCGAUGAAUUGCCGCCGACCGACCUUGCAGUAUUCUUGCGGAUGAGUGCUAUCAGGUAGACGCGGCGCAGAUUCGGCGGGACGCGGAAACGAUCAAGAAACUGCCACACAUACGGACAGCUAUGAACAAGGUGGUUCGUAUGUCACUUGUCUUACAGCGAAGAACGGCGUCCGUCCCUCGGCGAGAUAUGCCUCCAUCUCCCGCUGCAUCUUAGACGGAGGCACCUACACACACCCAUCAUCACACCCAUCGCACCCAUACACGGCGCACGUGUCAAGCCAUUCACACAACAUGACAUGCAUUGGUCCUUACGUGCAGGCUCUUGGCCAGCACCUGUGUCUCCAGCUCCCAGAACCUCUGCAGCAGGUGCUGCUUCACCUCCCGCCUGUAGACCAGGAAGCUCUUGCACGCGUGGCGGAUCCGCUGCACGCACCGGAAGCCGUGCAGAAAGCGCUGACGCAGCUGUGAUCAAACCACCCAUCACACCAACCCACCAGCCAUCUCGCACCGACGGGUCAUUGUUCGAGCGGACGGAUUGGCUCACCGGUUCGAGUGGGUCAGCCCGUCGCAGCGACGCCAGCAGCAUGUCAGCCCUGCUGUGCCGCAUCCGCAGAAGCAGCUUGGCACCGGAAAACACAGUCCUGCAGACACACACAAGGGUCAAGCAAGGCAUGACUGCGGCAUCCAGAAUCACACGUCAACACUCACCAGUAGACGGCAGCGGCCCUGGCAGCAGCAGCACGGGCAGCAGCAGCGGCGGCCGCAAGGUAUUCUUUCUCUUCUUCUUCAUCUUCUGUGGCACGCUCUUCCUCGUCUUCUCCCACGUCCAUCUCCAUCUCCACCAUCGCUGUCUCGGCUUCCUGCGGCCGCUCUCCCAAGCCCUCUCUCGUCGGCUGGAUGGAAGCGAGGAACGCGGCCACAGCAACACUUGCCAGCCAGUGACGGGCAAUCGAGUUGCGAAGCCGCAGCGUCCUGGAAAGAAACACACCAUGUGAAAAACAGAGGGUGUCUGUGUGCGUGCGGAUGUGCAUACUGUCUCAGCUGCUGCUUGGUCACGAAUCGUGCCCGUUGGUCCAUGUCGGCCUGCUCGCGCAUCGCCCGUGCCGUCAGGCUCCUCCGCCGCCACUCCUGUCCGUGCGCGGCUGUGGCCGCUCGACGCUGCUCCAGCUGACUCCUAUUGAUGGUCAUGGGACAGCGGUUGACGGCCACCCAAUCCGUGGCGUCUGAGGGCCGCAGGUGGGCCCCUCUGCUGUGGCUCGCGCGCGACUCGGCUGCGCUGACAGAGAGAGGGGAUGGUGCAAAGGGGGGGAGGUGGGGCCGAGGAGGUGGUGUUGUUGUGUCGCGGAUGAAGUGGCGCUCUCUUUGGAGGGUGUCGCGUUUGUGUCGCGUGACGAUGGAUAUGGGUGAGGUGUCGAGGGCGCCUUCCUUGAUGAGGGUCCCCAGGGGACUCGACUGGGGACGGCGCUCGAAGUACUCUGCAUGUAUACACGCACAUCAGAGAGGGUGUGAGUGUGUGUGCAGGUAUUGUCUCACCCACUUUGACGCGUAGCCGCUGGGCAGGCGUCAUGCCCCUCAUGUCUGCAAACACCCAGCCAUCCAUCCAUCCAUCCAUCCACCACACACGAUGAAACGGACAAAUGCGCGCUAUGGUCUCUCCGGUGUCCUCUCUGAUAUGUGUCGUACGCACAUCUCCUGCUCGCAUCGUGGAUGGACGCCAUCGGCUGGAACGCCGUGGGUGAGCUGUUUACCGACCCCCUCUCACUCACACUGCCAUACCUCCCUCCAGGCGGCAGCUGCGCGUCCAAGAACUCAUCCAAAUCAAAGUAGCUCGGCACCCUCUCCAGCAGCCGAUGCCGCUGCUCCAUCUCAAAGGCCAUCGCCCGCUGCAUCUGCCGCCUUCUCUUGGCCCUGGCGGCGCUCCGGGCUGUCUGCGGCUUCACUGGCAAAGGCAGCUUCAAGGUCCCUGCCUGUGAUGGUCUUCUCACAAUCUGCUGUCCCAGAACCUGUGCUGUCAUGGUCAUGCUGGGGCUGCGGGAUGUGAGGGACGGCCGGGGUGAGGAGAACGAAAAGGAGUCGGGGGGGAUGGUGGUGAGCUCCUCUUGCAGAAGACGGGCGUGUAGGACGCUGGAGCGGCUCCUGUCCCUGCCCGUCAUGGCGUUGAAGACGGGGCUGAUGUGCUCCUCCACCAGCUCAUUGUAGCGGUUGUACCGCUGAGUCACCGACGACAGGUGAAGACGCGCGGACGAUGGGGGGCGCGUUUCCGCCAUCGGGAGGGAAGUGAGAAACCAAAACCGUCGAAAGGUCG